AAUAGUGAUUAUAACGAGCGACAUGUGAAAUCACGAAAUUAAAGUAGAAGCAACUUGAGAUACGUUGUUUCUCAUUAUUUUAAUUAAUAAUGGCAAGAAUGUUAUUAUCAAUAUGGUAUACGUCGAUUUGCCACAAUGUCCCAGUUAUUGGAUAAAAUACAGGAUGUGGACAUCGAUGGUCACGGAAGAUUCAAAUACAUCUUGAUCAACGUGCAGGACGAUGUCAGCAAAGCUAGCAAGAAAAUUGUCAGAGGAUAUGCGAGAGCUCAAUGGCAUGCUGAUAUCUUCGACGAAGUGGACGAGCAAAUCAAGAAACACGCUGGUUUGCAAGCAAAUUGCGUAGGUGGUGGAAGAAUUGAACACGACCCCGACGAGAAGAUCAUCAAAGUUUAUGGAUAUUCGCAAGGUUUUGGCAAAGCUGAUCAUGACGUGUCGGUCGAACUAUUAAAGAAAAAAUAUCCUACCUACAACAUCACGUGCUCAAAUGAAGGUUACUAACCAGGAAUUAAAUAAUGAUGCGAUGAUGAUAAUAAUUCUUUGACAAUUUUUAACUCAAUAAAUAUAUACGGGAUUGUGCUUUGUAUUUAUUAUUAAUAAAAUAUAUGUGUCGAAAUGAAAUGAAAUUAAUUAACUAAUUGUGUACUAAUUAUUAAACAUCCUAUGCGUAUGUUUUAUGGAAUACUAUAUUAUAUAACAAUGUAAAUUAAUAAAUAAAUAAAGAUAAGAUAA
Molecule: messenger RNA, 729 nt
Organism: Pogonomyrmex barbatus (red harvester ant)
Lineage: Eukaryota; Metazoa; Arthropoda; Insecta; Hymenoptera; Formicidae
Product: sex-regulated protein janus-A
Biological process (GO): peptidyl-histidine dephosphorylation
Cellular component (GO): cytosol
Molecular function (GO): protein histidine phosphatase activity
Source: RefSeq, a predicted model, not a curated record